This is a messenger RNA of Cephus cinctus (wheat stem sawfly), 1934 nucleotides long. RefSeq lists its product as uncharacterized. The coding region runs from base 148 to 1497 and encodes 449 amino acids. The transcript is spliced from 6 exons. NCBI's taxonomy places the organism in Eukaryota, Metazoa, Arthropoda, Insecta, Hymenoptera, Cephidae. The record is from RefSeq and is a predicted model, not a curated record.
AUGAAGAUGUACAUUAGUUGUCCAAUGUUUCUACUUCUAAGCUGGCUUAGUACAUCAUUAUCAGUGUCGCUGAGCGAUUUAAUUUGAGGAGAAUUUCUUUGAAAAAUAUUAAAAGGAUUAAAAAUUCAUUAUCAAGAAAUAUUCAGAAUGGAUCAACUGCUAAAUGGGCCGAUGGGAAAUAUUGUGGCUGCUGGCUUGCAAGCUCUUGUUGGUGGAAUUCCUUUGGGUAAAACAGGUGCAAACGCUCUUCUUGCCCUACGCAAUGGUGGAAUUGCUAUUCCUCCUGAGUGUUGGCUCAGUCCAAAACUGUCAGAACAGGAGAAAUUGCAACAAUCCUACGAUACCAUGGAAAUUCAUCUAAAUGGAGCAUUGCAGAUUUUAAAACCUGCAAUGGAGAUAACAAAUAUUCUCACUAAUGAAUGCAAAUCUGCUGACCGUUUAAAGCCGAAUAUACCGUCAAGUUCUAAUUUGCAAUAUUACACUCCGCAAGAGCCACUGAAGUCAGAAGUGACUUGUUCAACAUCUCAGACAAAUAAAAAGAUUGAGGCGAGUCCUGCGAAACUUGACGUUCCUAUUAUUAAACUUGAGAAGACGCCCUCCAAAAGUGCAAAAAUUAAAGGAAAGUCAAAGGAAUUAAAAAAGACUAACAAUAUAAUGCAGAAAAAUGCUAAGUGUUCUGCUUGCUAUGCUAGUAAAAAAAAUAUGAGAGCUCCAGUUUUAAUUCCAUGCGGACACUUUUCCUGCUAUAAAUGCCUUCCUAAUAAUUCGACUGCAGAAUGCAGGAAAUGCCAUAAAAAAUAUAGAAUGAAAGACGUUACUAAACUUUAUAAAAUGUAUAGUAUGUUAGCUGGCCUUAUCUCCUCUGUAAUGGAUCAUAUUGAAUCAUCAGCUCCGUUAGAUAUUAUUGACUUAACAGGAGACUCUCCUGUAUCUUCGUUGAGAAACUCACGCAGACCAAUGCCAAGUCGCAAUGGUAUUACAACUAGGGAGCAUCGUCCAUCUGCACUCAGACCAUCAAUUAUGGAAAUUCCAUCGUCAUCCCAAACAAAUCAUGGGCAUAAUAUGAUAGAAAUUCUUGAUGAUGCCAUAAAUUCAUGGGAUAUGUGGGAGAACUUCAAUAUAUUACAUUCUUCACAUCGUAGUUUUACAAAUAAUCAUAUUACUCCUGUACCAAGAACUCGUCGACAACAAUCUACUCGAUCACGUUCUCACACUCAGAGACAGUUGUCGCAACAAGAAAAUAAUGGUUCCAUUGCAACAAACAAUCCUGUUGUUGAUGUUGCUCCGUACAUUAACGAUACUAUGGAGGCGAAACCAGUGCCUAUUAUAUGUCCAAUAUGCUUCGAGACAUUAAGUUCUGCUCGUAAACCAAUGUCGACGCGUUGUGGUCAUGUAUUCUGUGCCGAAUGUUUGAGCUCAUCACUGUUCAGUAGCAACAAAUGUCCUAAAUGUAAAAAUAAGAUCGUAAAAAAUUCCUGCAUACGUCUUUACUUUUAACUUUGCUUAAUUUUGUAUGAAAAAAUAUCGUUUUCCAAGCCGACCUAUUACACCGGCAAGACUGCUAUUACUGUAAGAUUCGAAUAUUAUGCUCUAAACAUUUCAGUCAGCAUUUAGUUGUAAUUUUUGUGAUUGUUCUUAUUGAAUACGGGUACUCGUUUAAAGAAUUAUCAAAAAUCUCGAUAUUUGCAAUUAAUUUUCUUUAGACUUAAUGUAAGAAUAUAUUUACUCUUCUGCAUACUUGAAAUUCCAUUACUCUGUUCUAAUGAAAAUGAUGAUACAUUCGGUUUAUUAUUUAUUGACUAUGUGAAUAUUAUCUUCCAUAACUUACUACGAUUGAUAAUACUGUUUAGAUUAAAACAAACUUUCGGGUAUAAUAUAAUUUUGUAAUAAAAAUAUUCUUGAAAAAUUAUUUUAAUAUAAACUGUACUCAUGUA